AUGCUUUUCAGUUCUGCUGCUGCUGCAGAACAGCAGCAGGGAGGGACCCCCCACAGCAGCAGCCGUCUCGCCAGCCCCCGGGGGGGCCCCCAGGGGGCCCCCUGCAGCAGGUCCUUUUCUUCUUUCCCUUUUGCUGCUCCCCUUGCUGCUGCAGCAGCUUCCCAGUGCAGAGGCAGCUCCUCCGCUGCGUCCUCUCCUGCUGCUGCUGCAGCAGCAGCUGCUGCUGCUGCCGAUGAGGACUCCUGGGAGUACUGGGAGCUGGCUGCGGACUGCGAGGGCGGGCAGCUCAAGCGCAGCAGCAGCAGCAACUGCAGCAGCAGCAGCAGCAGCAUGGACCACUGGUCCACUAUGACCACCGCUGAGGCUUUGCCGGACCCCCUAAGCCCGUGGCCUGCUUCGGGUGUACGUACACCCGAAGCUGCAGCAGCAGUAGCAUUUUCUUUUUCCAGCUGCGACUUUGAAAUUCAAGAAAGUCCAUUUGAUGUUUUUUCGCAGCAGCAAAGUUGCAUGCAACAGCAGCAAAGUUGCAUGCUGCAGCAGCACGGCGUGCAGCAGCAAAGCGGCAUGCAGCAAGCUGCCCUGGCCCCAGACUUUGCUGCAGCUUCUGCUGCUGCUGCUGCUGCUGUGCUGCAGCCGUUGUCUGACUCUUGUUUCUCUUCUCACGAGACAUAUGAAGACCUUUUAGACUGGGAGCCGUUUGCUGCUGCUGCCGCUCCUGUGGCAGCAGCAGAAGAUGCUGUUGCUGCACCCGCUGCUGCAGCAGCUGCUGCUGAUGGACCUCCUGCAGCAGCAGCAGCAGCAGCAGAAGACUUUACAGCCUAUAGACACGAACUGCAGCAGGCCCCUGGAGGGGCUGUGCAUGCACUGCAGCUGCAGCACAGAAGUUUCGAGAGAGACCCAGGCGCAGCAGCAGCAGCAGCAGAAGCAGCAGCAGCGCUGCGCAGCAAACAGCAGCAGCAGCAGCAGCAGCAGCAGCAGCAGCAGCGAAUAUGGCGCGCGCUGCGCCGCGUGGUCCGAUCUUUGCUGCUGCUGGGAAACGCAGCCUUAAAUAUAGAAGAGAAGCUGCUGCGUCGCCUCUGCAACGCCCCCAGCAGCAGCAGCAGCAGCAGCAGCAGCAGCAGCAGCUACGGGAGUGCGCUGUGCCUGAGUGAGGUCUCCGCAUCGCCCCCAGCAGCAGCAGCAGCAGCAGCAAGGGUUGAGGCCCGCGGCUUGUGGCUGCUGGAGGAGCAGCAGCUGACAGCAGCAGGAGAAGCAGCAGGAACAUUUUUGCUGUCGCUGUUUCUCUUUCUCUGUGCUGCUGCUGCUGCAGCAGCAGAAUCCCACAAACACAAAUUCACACUCACGGAGCCCCUGGGGCUCUACGGCAGGCUGCCCUUGCUGCUCUACCUUGCUGCUGCUGCUGCAGGAUUGCAUUUAUCCCCUGCGCUGCUGUACGCUGACUGGCUGACGGGGCCGCAGCGGCGGUCUUUGUCGUUUGUGAAUUUGCUGCUGCUGCUGCAGUACGCAGCAGCAGCAGCAGCAGCAGCAGCAGCGUGGGGCGCGUGGGGAGCCCGCGGCGACUUUGCUGCUGCCUUCCCGCUGCUGCAGCAGCAGCAGCCGGAGUUCGUCGGUGCUGCAGUAGCAGAAGCAACUCUUGCUGCGCUGCUGGCAUUAGUUUGCUUCAGCAUCCGCGGGCUUAUUUCCUUAAGAAAAAGAGAAAAAGCCAGAGAAGGAGAAGACAGGCCCCUAACUGCUGCUGCUGCUGCAGCAGCAGCAGCAGGAACAGCAGCAGCAGCAGCGGGAACAGCAGCAGCAGCAGCAGGAGAGGAGGAAGCAGUGGACUGCGCGGAGCGGGGAUUGGGCUGCGGAAGCCCGCGGCACAGCAGCAGCAGCAGCAACAGCAACCUGCUGCGGUUUCGUGCCGCAGCUCUGCUGCUGCUGCUGCUGCUGUUUGCUGCUCUUCACCGGCCCUCUCCUGCUGCACUAAACCCUGCAGUGGCUUACACAGCAGCGUGGCUGUCGCGGCUGGACCGCAAUGCAGCAGCAGCAGCAGCAACAGCAGCAGCAGCAGGAGCUGCAGCAGGGGACUCCGCAGCGACGCCAGGCAGCGCAGCAGCAGCUACAACGGCAGCAGCAGCAGCAGCAGAAUCCUUGUGGAGCGACGCCGAGUCCUGGUUUAGUUUUUUUGUUAUCUUUUCUGCUGCUCCUUAUAUAGGCUGCCAAGUUGCUGCCAUUCUAUGGUGCAGGUACAGCAGCAGCAGCAGCAGCAGCAGCAGCAGCAGGGGAUGCAGCUGGAGCAGUAGCAGGCACAGCAGCAGCAGGAAGCGGUUCUUGGACCCUGCAGCAGCAGCAGCAGCACCCGCAGCAGCAGCAGCAAGGCGAUUGCAGCAGGUGUGGAUCCAGGGCAAAACCCUUUCUGCUGUUUAUUUAGUAGAUGAUUAUUCCGGCGAGCAGCAAACAGCCGCAAACGCAACCAGCUACACAAGGCUGUAG
Messenger RNA from Eimeria tenella, 2472 nucleotides. RefSeq lists its product as uncharacterized. NCBI's taxonomy places the organism in Eukaryota, Apicomplexa, Conoidasida, Eucoccidiorida, Eimeriidae. The coding region runs from base 1 to 2472 and encodes 823 amino acids. The record is from RefSeq and is a predicted model, not a curated record. The transcript is spliced from 4 exons.